Molecule: messenger RNA, 847 nt
Organism: Homalodisca vitripennis (glassy-winged sharpshooter)
Lineage: Eukaryota; Metazoa; Arthropoda; Insecta; Hemiptera; Cicadellidae
Exons: 2
Coding region: 149-823 (224 amino acids)
Source: RefSeq, a predicted model, not a curated record
AGAUUAGUAUGUGAGCGCACACCACUUGAAUGACAGUUCCACCUGUCACUCGUCUGCAUCAAUCAUCAACAGACAAACCAGUCUGCGUCAACAGACAACCUGACGUCUUUAGGAAAGUUGUGCUUCAACAAAUAAAUUAGUGAGAAGAAUGAACGCGCUGCGACUCUCCCUAAUUCUGCUGUCCAUCUCCCAGUGGUGUUCCGGCGAAACUACGACCUCCAAGAACCUCAAUUGGUUGGUAGACUCUCUCUUGGAGAGUACGACGAAAAUUAUCCAGACUCUGGACGAUGGUCAGAUCGCCAUACCUGACCUGGAAGAAACGUUCCACAAAACCAUACUGUUUGUUAAAGUCCGUGGUGGUGUCAAGGCGACCGGUGGAGUUUUCCAAAACCUGACAACCCUGCACAGGACAGGAGACGCGGUCCUAACCUAUAACAGCUCAGCGGCAAAGAUCAGUCUCCUCCUUGGCAUGAGCGACAUGGAGAUUCACUUCAGCCACUGCCGAGUCUGGCUCGGAAAGCUCAGCGUGUCCGAGAGCCUUCGAGUUAAAGUGAAAAAGAAUUCUCUGGAUGCAGAGAUCUCUUUGUUUGAAGACGACCAAAAAUGUCAUGUUUCACUUAGCCACAUACGGAUGAACGAGUUUGGAGACUUCGACACAAAAGUCAAAGGGUUGGGCGUGAUGAAUGGUAUGGUGGGGUUUCUAGGUGAUACGGUGAUGAACCAUUUUGUAAACAAUAUUAAAUCUUUGGUAGAAGCUAAACUACACAAACAACUCUCACAAGAACUGACAAAGUAUCACAUAUGCACUGGUGAUAUCUUUUAGAGAAAAUAUAUUUUUUAGAUUUCA